This is a messenger RNA of Hypoxylon fragiforme, 2723 nucleotides long. Its product is annotated as dihydroxy-acid dehydratase. The coding region runs from base 279 to 2102 and encodes 607 amino acids. The transcript has 2 exons. Gene Ontology annotation, biological process: branched-chain amino acid biosynthetic process. Gene Ontology annotation, molecular function: dihydroxy-acid dehydratase activity. The record is from RefSeq and is a predicted model, not a curated record. Gene Ontology annotation, cellular component: mitochondrion. NCBI's taxonomy places the organism in Eukaryota, Fungi, Ascomycota, Sordariomycetes, Xylariales, Hypoxylaceae.
GACAUUGUCACCGACCGAUGUCGCCCGAAGAUUUUAGUUUUUUUUUUCUUUCGUUAGUGAUGUCGACUCACCUGGAUUUACGGUCAAGUUUUCUUCAAAACUUAUACCCUCCGGAGAGCUUGACGAUUGAAUUUCUUUAUAUUUAUACCGGGAUUAACUUGUUUAAAAGUGUUUCGUCGCCAAUUGGCCUCUCAUUCAGCUAAAGGAGAGCGUUCGCUUCUCACAGAGCAACCUCCAUCCUUGUCUCUUCCAAGUCAAACAAGCCAAUAGUCGCCAGCAUGGCAUUACAUACUCUGCUUCGAGCAAGAGCUCCAGCUCAAGCAGCUCUUGCUCGAAGUGCUCUACAGUCCUCUAGACAAUAUGCUCGUCUCUUAAGCACGACACCUUGUCGCCGUUCUAAUGACUCCGAUCUAAACAAAGUCUCGCGCAACAUCACACAACCUAAAGCUCAGGGUGCUUCACAAGCUAUGCUCUACGCCACAGGUCUCACAGAAGAAGACCUAUCAAAAGCUCAGGUCGGUAUUUCCUCAGUAUGGUACGAGGGAAACCCCUGUAAUAUGCACCUGAUGGACUUGUCGGAUGUGGUCAAGAAAUCUGUUGCGCGGGCUGGUCUUAUUCCUUAUCGAUUUAACACAAUUGGUGUCUCUGAUGGUAUAUCUAUGGGUACAACCGGUAUGCGAUAUUCUCUACAAAGUAGAGAAAUCAUUGCCGACAGUAUCGAGACUGUGAUGCAGGGCCAAUGGUACGACGCGAACAUCUCGCUACCAGGAUGCGACAAGAAUAUGCCCGGUGUCCUGAUAGCUAUGGGCCGAGUGAACCGACCGAGUAUCAUGGUCUAUGGUGGUACUAUCAAGCCGGGCUGUAGCAAGGGUGGCGCGCCGAUCGACAUCGUGAGCGCUUUCCAGGCCUACGGACAGUAUAUCUCAGGAGAGAUUACGGAAGAGCAACGUUUUGACAUUAUCCGACACGCGUGCCCUGGAAAGGGCGCAUGCGGCGGUAUGUACACGGCAAACACAAUGGCUUCGGCCAUUGAAACCCUAGGCAUGACUCUACCUGGCAGCAGUAGCACGCCUGCAGACGACCCUAACAAGAUCAAGGAAUGCGAGGACAUUGGCGAAGCUAUCAAGGUUGCAAUGCGGGAGGAUCUUCGUCCACGAGACAUCAUGACGAGAGAAGCCUUUGAAGAAGCUAUGGUCGUAGUCAACAUCCUUGGAGGUAGCACGAACGCCGUACUCCAUCUUAUUGCUAUUGCCGAUUCUGUGGGCCUCAAACUCACCGUCGACGACUUCCAGGCCGUGUCGGACCGGACGCCGUUCCUUGCCGACUUGAAGCCAUCAGGAAAAUAUGUCUUCGAAGAUCUAUAUAAGAUUGGCGGCACCCCGGCACUCCUCAAGUUCCUAAUUGGUGAAGGCGUCCUAAAGGGCAACGGCAUGACUGUAACGGGCAAGACGGUUAAGAAGAAUGUUGAGUCUUGGCCGUCGUUCCCUAACGAACAGAAGAUCAUCCGACCCUUCUCUAACCCUAUUAAACAAACGGGUCACAUCCAAAUCUUACGCGGUUCACUUUCACCUGGCGGUUCGGUGGGCAAGAUCACGGGCAAGGAGGGGCUCGUUUUUACGGGCAAGGCUAAGUGUUAUGACCAGGAAGACGACUUCGUGGCAGCACUAGAGCGGGGCGACAUCAAGAAGGGCGAGAAGACUGUCGUGAUCAUCCGAUACGAGGGACCGAAGGGCGGACCGGGUAUGCCGGAGAUGCUGAAGCCCUCAUCGGCUAUUAUGGGGUACGGACUCGGCAACGACGUAGCACUACUCACAGAUGGCCGGUUCUCGGGUGGCAGCCACGGGUUCCUGAUUGGACACAUCACGCCCGAGGCGCGUGAGGGCGGGCCCAUUGGGCUUGUACGCGACGGUGACAUCGUCACCAUCGACGCUGAGAAACGCGUCAUCGACUGCGACGUCAGCGAGGCUGAAAUGGCCGAACGGAAAAAGGCUUGGUCGCCCCCGCCACCCCGGUAUGCUCAGGGCACCUUGACCAAAUAUGCGGCCCUCGUCAGCGAUGCCAGCCACGGCUGUGUCACUACGGGACCUAUUCGGCAACAGUAAUGAUAUUUCGAAGUUUAUCUCGGAGGCGAAUGUAUAGCCAUAAAAGGCUGGGAUAAAAGUAAAAAAACGACAUAGGAUAUCUAUGCAGUGGAUGUCUCAUGUACUUAUUGGUCUUGGACCGCACGAUUCCAUGAUGGUGUGAUCGGUAUAUGGCCCUGGGCCUGGUCUACGGGAAAAGGCGUAUUCUUAUUUCCUUCGUGACGGCGGCAACGGAAAAAAAUAUAAAGAAAGUUUCAAAUGGCCCAGAUGAAUAUGCUUGAACAGUGCUUGAGGUGCGAAGUAUAUGACACCCUGACCUUGGGUAGAUUGACGAGGCACUCCUCACUUUGCCUAGUAGUAGCCUGUUUUAGAAGACUUAGUUUGAUGUUUUGAGGACAGAUAGAUAUCUAACCCAGCAUUCAUCGAACUCCAUAUUCGUAAUUUCUUGCCAUUCGUUGCUUCAUUCAUUCAUCCAGCCGUACGACCACCUAUGCAUGUCCUUCCCAUGCCCUCACCUUUCCCUCCCCUAUCCUUUCCUUUCCUUAUCACCAGAGAAGCCCACUCUCCAGUCACCCGCAACCCCCCCAUCCCCCGAAUUUUUUUUUAAUUUCCUUCAACAAAAGAGAAAGAGAAAGAGAAAAA